AUGUCCGAAAUCCUCAAAUUGGCUAACAAAUGUCAGAGUGAUAUUCAUGCAAACAAAUCAGAAUUGAAAGAAAUUGAAACAAAACAAACUUUGGUCAAAACAUCUGAUUCUUCUGUCUUUCAGGAGAACGUGUCUGAUAAAGAGAAACAAAAGGAAAAUGAAGCCAAGGAAUUUGUUAAGAAAGCCUCCAAAAAAACAAAAUGGAUUCCGUACCAAGCUGAAGUAUCCAUUAUUUCAGAUAAAGCGUGCUUAAAUGAAGCAGAUCAUGAUAUAAAUGAGCAAAGAGAAAGAGAUCAGCAAAGAAAGAAUAGACCUUUUCAAAGAAGAAAAAGUAGAUACUUUUCUGGAAAGUCUCGGAAUAACAAUGCUUACAAAUAUCAACAUGGCAAGCAUUCAUUUAUAGAUUAUGGGCAAGAAGAGCAUCCAAGAAGUAGAGAAUAUGAUCCGAAAAAUUACGAAUAUCUGGAUGGAGAUAUUCCAGAGAAAAGACAUUUUGGGGCUAUAGGCAGCGAGAAUCAUCAAAAUCCCUUCUUGCCUCCAGAAACUAAUCAGCAAACAACAAAUGCAUACGAAAGGAAUCAUUCAUACAUCCAGCCAGUAAAUUAUCCUUAUGUUCCAACUUUAUUUCCAUAUUCUCCGUGGAUUCCGAGUUAUCAGAUGUUCCCAUCUACCAAUGGUAUUUCCCCCUCUUUACAACAAUUUCCAAAUAAAUCUGAAUUUGAAAUGCAUACUUCUGGUCAACCACCUUCAGAUGGAAGUACAAGGGUUUCCUCUACUUUAAGAACCCCUUCGAGAGAGGAUGACGGAAUCUUUCAUCAUAUGACACAGCAAAAUCAAAAUGCACAAGGAUCACCAAAAUGGAUGUACUUUAAUCCUCCAAUUGCAUCACCUCAGGGUUUUGUUGUUCCCACGCACUAUAAUCCGAACAGAAUGGUAAAUUCAUACCCCCUGGCUUUUCCUCCAAUUUAUGCUAACGGCUUAUAUCCUCCAUAUUAUGCUUCGUACUACCCAGCAUUAAAUGAAGACAACAAUUCUAAUCAAAAUGCCAACGAAGGUAUUACUCAUGUCAAAACUGAACGCCACCAACUUAUUGAAAAGCUUAAGGUACAACUUAAAUAUUAUUUUUCCACGGAUAAUCUAUGCAGAGAUGUUUAUCUCAGAAAGCACAUGGAUAAAGAAGGAUUUGUAAGCCUUCAGUUCAUAUUCAGUUUUUCGAUGGUUAAAAAUAUGGCCAAAAAUGAUUAUACGACAUUAGUUGAAGCUGCAAAAGAUAUUGAUAUUUUGGAAAUGAUGUGUGAAAAUGAUGAUGCAAAGGUAAGACUAAAGAAUGGUUGGGAAAAAUGGGUCUCGGAUUCAAAAUAG
Molecule: messenger RNA, 1362 nt
Organism: Brettanomyces bruxellensis
Lineage: Eukaryota; Fungi; Ascomycota; Pichiomycetes; Pichiales; Pichiaceae
Exons: 1
Coding region: 1-1362 (453 amino acids)
Molecular function (GO): RNA binding
Source: RefSeq, a predicted model, not a curated record